UCUCCUAUGCAAGAUAUUACAAAUAAUGAUAAUGAUAAUGCACAAGAUUCCGAUACUUCAGCUUCUACGAUUAAUGUAUUGUCAUUAAAAAGUGUUCAGUCUUCUCGCUCUAUUAGGAGAAAAAAUGUUAGUCAAAGCACUUUAACCCCCGUAAUGCCUUCGUUAAAAAAAAGUCUUCGGUCUUCUGUCCAAAAAGAUAAUGGUGUUGAAAAUACUCCCAAGCAAGAUGGUACUAUCAAAAACAAUGCACAAGACUCUAGUACCUUAAAUAAUACAUGGAUUGGAAUUCACAUUGGAAUGAAAAGAUAA
Molecule: messenger RNA, 309 nt
Organism: Dentiscutata heterogama
Lineage: Eukaryota; Fungi; Glomeromycota; Glomeromycetes; Diversisporales; Gigasporaceae
Source: the annotation of a GenBank genome assembly